AUGCCAUUCUUUACAUCUCUAAAUUGUUUUGAGUUGAUAGAAUAUCUAGGUUUUCUAUCAAUGCAUUUUCUUUUUAACAACAAAAAAAUUACUAGUAAAACAAGAGAAUGA
Messenger RNA from Caenorhabditis briggsae, 111 nucleotides. The transcript has a single exon. The record is from RefSeq and is a predicted model, not a curated record. The coding region runs from base 1 to 111 and encodes 36 amino acids. Lineage: Eukaryota; Metazoa; Nematoda; Chromadorea; Rhabditida; Rhabditidae.